AUGACAACACUGUCCGUUGUACCUCGGAAGCAAUGUGUUCCCAUCAUGUGCGAACGCUCAACGGGCGGCGCGUACUGGUGCAACGACUCAGACAACACCAAGACAGCGUUGUGGAGAGAGCUGACUGAAUACGCUGGUCAGGUGUUUAUCCAGUGCAUGAUUGGCAUACGUUCCUCCGGGCAGACACAGUUUGACGACGAAUCUCGCAUCAUCGUCACCGAUCCACGCGGGCAAGGGUGCAAUUUGAGUUACGACACGACGCUGGAGACGCGGGGCAAAUACACGGGAAUCUGGCCCGAAGACCUAGAGGACCCUUACAGACGUGCCGCUCAGGUUCAGCACACCAAACGACAGCUUUUGCCACUUGUCAAUCCUCCAGCGGGGACAUCUGGCCUCAUGAGCAGUACCCCGACUGAGAUCUCUCAAUCCCCGGAGUAUGAAUGCUCCUCUGUUGUCGGCCGUCUAGCCGACUUUGGAGAUGCCAGGGGUGUGUGGAACAACGCCAUGCAAGAGUACAAAGAUGGGAAGAUGUGUACGCUGUGA
Podospora bellae-mahoneyi is the source of this 543-nucleotide messenger RNA. RefSeq lists its product as uncharacterized. Lineage: Eukaryota; Fungi; Ascomycota; Sordariomycetes; Sordariales; Podosporaceae. The record is from RefSeq and is a predicted model, not a curated record. Bases 1 to 543 code for a protein of 180 amino acids. The transcript has 2 exons.